Herpailurus yagouaroundi (jaguarundi) is the source of this 2613-nucleotide messenger RNA. RefSeq names its product TAP binding protein (gene TAPBP). The record is from RefSeq and is a predicted model, not a curated record. The transcript has 8 exons. Lineage: Eukaryota; Metazoa; Chordata; Mammalia; Carnivora; Felidae. Gene Ontology annotation, cellular component: membrane. Gene Ontology annotation, biological process: antigen processing and presentation of endogenous peptide antigen via MHC class I. Bases 168 to 1517 code for a protein of 449 amino acids.
GAGAUAGUGUUCCGGGAUCUGUGCCUGGCUUGUGUGGAAAGCACCUGCCGCCCACGUGGCCUCACCCAACCAGAGGGGAUUUCCGGCGACUCUCCAGCCGGCCUUUCAAGGAAAAUGAAAGUGAAAGGGAGAAGUGGAGGUUUCAGAGCUGAGCGGAUCGCUGCGCCAUGAAGCCCCUGUCUCUGCUCCUCUCCGUGGCUUUGGGCUUGGUGACCGCCGUCUCGGCGGGACCCGCGGUGAUAGAGUGCUGGAUGGUGGAGGACGCGGGCGGGGGCCGCCUGACCAAGAAACCCGCCGCACUGCUGCUGCGCCAGGGCCCAGGGAGACUACCUCCCCGGCCGGACCUCGAACCCGAGCUCUACCUCAAAGUGCGCGACCCCGCGGGAGCCCUGCAGGCUGCCUUCAGGCGGUACCCCUCGGACGCCCCUGCGCCACACUGCGAGAUGAGCCGCUACCUCCCGCUCCCUGCCUCAGCGAAUUGGGCCAGUGGCUUGACCCCGGAGCAGAGCUGCCCUCGGGCCCUGGAUGGGACUUGGCUCAUGGUCAGCGUGUCCAGCCCAAUCUUAAGUCUCUCCAGCUUCCUGAGACCAGAGUCCGAGCCUCAGCCGGAACCUAAUCUCAUCACCAUGGUAACAGCUGUGCUGACUGUCCUCACCCACACCCCCACCCCUCGGAUCCGACUGGGACAAGAUGCUCUGCUGGACUUGAAGUUUGCCUACAUGCCCCCCACCUCUGAGGCCGCUACAUCUCUGGCCCCAGGUCCCCCUCCCUUUGGGCUGGAGUGGCGACGCCAGCACCUGGGCAAAGGGCACCUACUCCUGGCUGCAACGCCUGGGCUGAGUGAGCAAAUGCCACCUGCCCAAGAGGGGGCAGUGGCAUUUGCUGCUUGGGAUGAUGAUGAGCCGUGGGGUCCGUGGACUGGAAAUGGGACCCUCUGGCUGCCUGCAAUGCAGCCCUUCCAGGAGGGCACCUAUCUGGCCACUGUACACCUGCCAUACCUGCAAGGGCAGGUCGCUCUGGAGCUUGCUGUACAGAAGCCACCCAAAGUAUCCCUGACACCGGCACCUCUUGUAUGGGCUACCCGGGGGGAGGCACCUCCCCAGUUGCAAUGCCUCGUGUCCCACUUCUAUCCCUCUGAGGGUCUGGAAGUGGAGUGGGAGCUCCGAGGUGGCCCAGAGGGCAGCUUUCAGAAGGCUGAGGGGCAGAAGUGGCUCUCUGCCUUGCUCCACCACUCAGACGGCACCGUCAGCCUCUCCGCGCACCUGCAGCCGGUCCCCAUAACUGCCGAGCAUCAUGGGGCACGCUAUGCCUGUCGUGUCCACCACCCCACCCUGCCGGCCUUGGGGCGCAGCGCAGAGGUCACCCUGGAGGUGGCAGGUCUGUCUGGGCCCACCCUGGAGGAUGGUGUGGGCCUCUUCCUGUCUGCCUUUCUCCUCCUCGGGCUCAUCAAAGCACUGGGCUGGGCUGCUGCCUACAUGUGUACUUCGAAGGAUUCAAAGGAGAAGAAAGCCCAGUGAGAACACUCACCACCAUCCUGGGGAAGCCGCCGUCAUCUGUGGUUUAAGCUACUGUACUAGCUCCACCAAAUAGUACACCAUCAUCUGCUCAUGCUCCCUCCAACCUCUCUCUCUCCAAGGAGCGGCUGGAAUGCUUUUUUUAAAGGACACGAAUCUAUAGCAUUUCCCUUCUUAGAGCUCUAAGGCAGGGGUUCUCGAUUUUUGUUGUUGUUUUUCAUCCCCGGACCACUUAAAAACGGUCAGGAACUCUAAAGAACCUUUGCUUAUGUGGGUUAUAAACUAGAUAUUAAUGAUACUAGAACUUAAAACUGAGAAAAAUUUAACACAAGAACACAUAAGCACGCAUUCCAUUAGCUGUGAGGACGAUGAGGUCAAUACUCAGCUGCUGGAAAACUCCACAGUACAUUGUUUUUAGAGAAUGAGAAUGAAAAAGGCAAGUAACAUCUUAGUAUUGUUAUGAAUAGCCUUAAUUUCAUAAACCCACUGAAACAGUCUCCAGGACCACUGGGACAGGCGUCACAUUGGGGAACCAGUGCUCUAGAAGCUAAAUCCGUUCUUGUCCUGGCCUGUGCAUCUCCCACGUUGGAGCCACUGCUUGCCUCUUCAACCCCACCUCUGCCCUCCAGCCCUCCCCUCAGUGUUCACCACACCGAUGGCUAUUCCUUUUCUCCAACGGCUCCCACCUUCCCUGGUCUGUGCCCUUUGUCUGUUCUGCCCUCGCCCUCUCUGGGCUCCAGGACAGCCUCGUUAUUCCCUCAGACCGCUGCGUGUUCCUCCUGUACGGUUCAUCAGUUGUAUUUAAGUGAUUGUACGAGUCGUUGUUAAAUGCCUGUCUCCCUUUCCGGACCGUCGGCUCCUCAAAGGCAAGGACGUGCCUGUCUGUCCACUGCUGUGUCCCGCUGCGGCACAGGGCCGGGCGCCCACUGGAGGGCGCUCAUCAGAAGAAAUUAGUCUUUUUUACAUCCUAAGUAUUGAACAGCAAGUGUUGGGUCAGGUAACUACUGGACGAAGGAAGCGGCGGCUUGGCCUAGGGACAUCCGAGGGGCAGGACAGUCGGCCAGGCCGCUGGAAUAAAGUUAUGCUCUGGUGCUCCCAA